CUUGACGUCAACAAACAUGGAGGAGUAUGCCCGUGAGCCUUGGCUGCUGCUGGCCACGCCCCCAACUCAACGGUCACACUCGCACAUGAAAAUGGCUGAAAACACACGCGCACUUUUAAGGACGCACAUCUUUAAAAAGCAUUAAAAUGCCGCAGGUGUUUUCUAAAUGCCCCUGGAGGAUAGUGGAUGACUGUGGAGGGGCUUUCACCAUGGGUGCAAUCGGUGGAGGCGUUUUCCAAGCAGUGAAGGGCUUUCGAAAUGCUCCGGCUGGUGUUGGACAUAGACUCAGAGGAAGUGUAAAUGCAGUGAGAGUAAGAGCUCCUCAGAUUGGAGGUAGCUUUGCUGUCUGGGGAGGCCUUUUCUCCACAAUCGACUGUGGUUUAGUUCGCCUGAGAGGAAAGGAGGAUCCGUGGAACUCCAUCACCAGUGGCGCCCUGACCGGCGCCAUCCUGGCAGCACGCAGUGAGAGAAAACUACGCAGCCAUCGCCUCUCAAUGGCCGCUGUAAUACAUGCCACUGAGUGGCUGCUGUGUUUUUCUUUAGGUGGUCCGCUAACGAUGAUGGGCUCUGCAAUGAUGGGGGGAAUCCUGCUGGCGCUCAUUGAGGGCUUUGGUAUUCUCCUGACUAGAUACACAGCACAGCAGUUUCAAAACCCUUUGCCGUUUACAGAAGACCCCAGUCAGCUCCCUCCGAAGGACGGAGAGCAGCAGCAGAAAACUAAGGGAUUGUUUCACUAGAUACCUUCUGCAGACACAGUGAGUCCCACCGCAGCGUAACGGAGCGACAUCACUGCUAAGAGGACUUUGAAAAGUAGAUGCACUUUGUUGAAACACCUCAGGGUCAAAUGUUGUGAUUUAGUGUUUAAGAAUGAAUUUUGACAUGUAAGAAUCCUUCAGAUAAACAUUUUGUUGUCUUCUGGAGAACGUUUUGUUUGUUUUGUGUCAUUCCUGUAGUCUCUUCUCCGUAUGGAUUUAUUUAUGUGACAUAUUUAUGCUACAAAUAUUGCAUCUUUCUUGAAUUACUGAGCGUUCUCCAGCUGAUUUUAUUACUAUCCGGUUUUUAGUACAUUUACAGAGCUGACCUAUGAAUAAAAAACAUUUUACAGAUUAUCUGGAAAAAUAAAGUAGCAGCCUUUUUUUCAUUCAAGCAAAUACUGUGAAAGAUGCACAUUUUACAUUUACAGCUUUCUGGCAUUUCACCAGGAAGCUUGUUCAGUAAUAUUCAAACAAACUUUACAGGAAAUUGGUUUGGAAAAUGCCAGAACAUUCUGCUGAGCGUUCUAUUUCUGCAGCUCAUGUUUCCAAAGGUCUGUUUCUAAAUCUGGAGCGAGCAGACAGUGAGCUGCUCACACUUUAAACCGGAUCCGUUAACAAUUACAUUAACGAGCUGAUGUUAACAGAGAAAAGUAUUAAUACCUUUUUUCUACAUUUUGUUAUGUUACAAACUUUAAUGUUCUUAUUUUUUUUGAAAAGUAGCUCAAGUUCAGAGAGACUAAAACGAUCUUGCCUCACAUCAAACCAACAUGUCUUUACAACGGCAUUAGGGCCACGAUAAGACAAUAUAAAAACUAAAAUCACGAGAAUAAAGUCAGAAUAUUACAAAAAUUAACUCAUACGAGAAUAAAGUAAUAUAGAUAGAACAAUGUCGGUAUUACGCAAAUAAAGUCUCAUAGUAUUAUUUUAUUAUUUUUCUUUAUUCCCAUAUUAUUUUGACUUUAUCCUCAUAAUAUUUUUUAAUUAUUCUCAGAAUGUUUUUAAUCUAUUCUUGCAAUAUUGUUACUUUAUUCUCGUAAUUUUAUUUUUUCAUUUUAAAUUUUUCCUCACUAAGGCCCUGGUACUCUGUCGUACCUCUUAGAUUUUUUAUUUUAACGUACAAAGAAAAUUUAAAGCCAUUUAUCCUUUUCCUUCUGCUUCACAUAUAUCCACUGUUAUGUGUUUGGCUAUUGCUUAAAAACCUAAUAAAAUACAUCAACAAUUAGGUUUGUAACAAAACAAAAAAGUAAAAAAGUUAAAGGGUAUAAAUACUUUAACAAGACGCUGCAUGUGAAGGAUUUAAAACAAAUCAAGGAAUCAUCUUUCUGAACUGAUUUAAGCACCAAAUUCAGUGUUUUGUGAUUUCGCGUCUUAUUUGUUCAGCAGGUUUUAUUAUAAAUUACUUAUUGUUUUAUUAUGUUUUAUUAUUAUUGAUUUGACUCUUUUGUUUUCUGUACACCAAUGUCAGUGAUCGAUGCUAAUGAUCGUCUGUGUUAAAAUUAUGCCAGCAUCAUUUCACUCUGCGCAGUGAAACAUCGUGUUGCAAUAAGGAAAAAUCAACGUUGAUGUUUCUUAAAGCAGGUUAGUUAAUCCGCCGUUUUAUCCGUCAACCAACCCAGUGAUUUUAUCUAACAAGGGCCAAAACAAUGAAAUGUUUCACAUGUAAACUCUGUAUAGAAAAAUUAAAAGUUUAUUUUAUCAGAAUAUAUUUAUUGUGUAAAAAUUUAAUAAAGACUUGAGAUGUUAAAG
Xiphophorus hellerii (green swordtail) is the source of this 2501-nucleotide messenger RNA. It is a transcript of the gene timm17b, whose product is annotated as translocase of inner mitochondrial membrane 17 homolog B (yeast). Lineage: Eukaryota; Metazoa; Chordata; Actinopteri; Cyprinodontiformes; Poeciliidae. The record is from RefSeq and is a predicted model, not a curated record. Gene Ontology annotation, biological process: protein import into mitochondrial matrix. The transcript is spliced from 6 exons. Gene Ontology annotation, molecular function: transmembrane protein transporter activity. Bases 147 to 737 code for a protein of 196 amino acids. Gene Ontology annotation, cellular component: TIM23 mitochondrial import inner membrane translocase complex.